Molecule: messenger RNA, 1713 nt
Organism: Glarea lozoyensis ATCC 20868
Lineage: Eukaryota; Fungi; Ascomycota; Leotiomycetes; Helotiales; Helotiaceae
Exons: 1
Coding region: 1-1713 (570 amino acids)
Source: RefSeq, a predicted model, not a curated record
AUGGCCUUCCGUCACUCAACAUAUCAUGCCCCACCCCGCCUCUAUACCUCUCGAAACGAGACCGAAUCUCAAGCCUUGCCUGUAGUUCCACCUCAAGAACAUAUCGCAGAGUCGCAAGAAUGGAUAUUGUUCUCUCCAACUGCAGAGUCGACUACGAAUCGUACCUAUACCACAUCUACAGCACGUACGCAGACGGCGGGCCGUUCGCGAAUAAGUGAUUUUGGGAGUCUUGAUACAGCAGCUAGAAGUAAUGGAUAUGAUUUCGAUGAAAGGAGCGCACAAACAGAGGAAGCUAUAGAGGAGGAGGAAGAAGAUGGAGAGCUGGACAGUUUAGAUAGUCAUCUACACGAGUUCAGGGCAGAGCCCAGCGUUUACAGGUCGAGUGGCGUCAAAGAGAAUGGCGAGGCUAGUCAGAGCGUAUUACCUACACACGAUGGACUUGGCAGCUUCCGGGUCGAUCAGCCUAUGAAUGAUCAGGAUGUGCAGGACCAGUUAUAUGCUUUCGAGAAGUAUAAUCCUAGGAGAGUCAAGCGGAGGAGGGAGAGUUUGGAACUAGGGCAGAUGGAGCUUGAUAGUGAUAGGGCGGUGGAAGUAGAGAGGACAAGAAGGAUUGAGCAAUGGAGGAUGGAGCAAAGUAGGUUACUUGUUGAUGAGAUACAAAAGGAAACGAGAAGGCGGAAACAAUCCAUGUCCAGUGAGAAAAGAAGUGUGGUGAUUGAUCAAGAACAGGAGGAUAUGGCCACUUUGAGUACGGUCGAGUCCUCUGGAUAUCAGGAGACAGAAGUGGCACAAGAUGAAAAUCAAAGUUUCUGGAAUAGGAUCACCAAGAGAGUUAUCCAAGACUUGAUGGGUAUCGAUGAUGAUUUACUAUCUAUCAUAUUCGGCGAGUCACUUCCAGAAAGCGACGAUUUAUCUUCAACUCCGCCGGCCAACCGACGAGCAGCCUCCACACUUAUCACCACUCAACAAUACCCCGAAUCGAGCUGGGAGUACCGCCUACUAGACCGAGUUGCUCGCGAACUUGGAAUUCUGGUCAAUCAACUCACCGACCACCCAGGCGCUUUGUCAACCUAUCUGAAAACACAGCAAGUCCCUCUUCCUUACGCAGGUCUCCCGGUAAUUCCAGAAACUGCAAAAGUUCUUACACCUCAACCAACCCUCACCACCUCCCAAGCCGACCCUCAAUUCCUUCCCACCAUCCCAACCGCCCAAGCAAUACCCAUCCCUCAAGCCUCCACCUCCUUCACUCCUACACAAAUCGACGAAGACGCCACACCCCGUCAAUCCCCCACCAUCACACCAGAAGAAUGGGAACGAGAUCUCGACAUCAAAAUGGUCUUCCGCUACCUCCGCUCCCGCUUUACGGGUCGUCCUUCUCCUCCUACCCUAAAUACCUCUACCUCUUUACCCUCAACCUCCAUCGGCACGUCUCAUCUCGCAACCGCAUCCACCUCGGAAACGGCAGCGCGUGCAGCGCGCGUGAGACAGCAUCAUCCGCUUGUCACGCAUACACGACGUCGCUCUGUCGAGCGUAGAACGUUCAAACCUUCGGUCCCGACCGCGCCGGGGAUUGUGAGGAGAGGAAGUAGUAGUUGUGCGUCUGAACGGAUGAGGAGUGCGGGGAGUAGUCGGCAUUAUUGGGAUUUUGGGGGCAGUGUUGGGAGUGGGAGUAUGAUCGCGGGCGGGAAUGUGGGGAGUUGGGGUGAGGUUUAG